Messenger RNA from Cynocephalus volans (Philippine flying lemur), 1117 nucleotides. RefSeq names its product histone H2A type 1-C. Gene Ontology annotation, cellular component: chromatin; nucleosome. Gene Ontology annotation, biological process: heterochromatin formation. The transcript is spliced from 4 exons. Bases 25 to 417 code for a protein of 130 amino acids. The record is from RefSeq and is a predicted model, not a curated record. Lineage: Eukaryota; Metazoa; Chordata; Mammalia; Dermoptera; Cynocephalidae. Gene Ontology annotation, molecular function: DNA binding; protein heterodimerization activity; structural constituent of chromatin.
GACUAGUUUUUCUGUUAUUUGGCCAUGUCCGGGCGAGGCAAGCAAGGAGGCAAAGCUCGCGCUAAAGCGAAGUCUCGUUCUUCUCGCGCGGGCUUACAGUUCCCCGUGGGCCGUGUGCACCGCCUCCUCCGCAAGGGCAACUACGCCGAGCGGGUCGGAGCCGGCGCGCCGGUGUACCUGGCGGCGGUGCUGGAGUAUCUGACCGCCGAGAUCCUGGAGCUGGCGGGCAACGCGGCCCGCGACAACAAGAAGACGCGCAUCAUCCCGCGCCACCUGCAGCUGGCCAUCCGCAACGACGAGGAGCUCAACAAGCUGCUGGGUCGCGUGACCAUCGCUCAGGGCGGCGUCCUGCCCAACAUCCAGGCCGUGCUGCUGCCCAAGAAGACCGAGAGUCACCAUAAGGCCAAGGGCAAGUGAUUUGAUAGGCAUCUGAGCUUCCGGUAAACGUUUUCAAACCUAAAGGCUCUUUUCAGAGCCCCCCACCGUUUCAAGGGAAGAGCUAAAUCACAGUUGUAGAUAGGGAAAAGUACUAAGUAGAAAAUCUCUUCUGAAAAUCCAAUUCAUAUUGGCAACUUGUUUGGGGAACUUCAGAGAAACACAGAAGGUGCCAGAUGACCACUUCUUACCUAAGAGGGUCCUAGAAUGGACUAUAUAAAUUGGAGCAAGUUGAAGAGAAAAACCCAGGUCUUCCAAUUACUGAAGGCACCAGGACACCAGAUAAAAGUUCAUCUCAGGGAUUUACUGUGAGAUAUGAAGCUGAGAUAGAAUAAUUAUCUAGAUAUACACAGUACCCUUAACAAAGCAGGUUUCAAAAGCUGCUCAUCACAGAGAGAUGCCAAGAUCUUGAGUAUCAGUCAAACCCACCAAUUCUCAGAAAUAAAUGGAUGGAUGGUCUCAACAUUCCUACAUCACUGAUGGAUUCUGCACCUGAAAAUUUUUUCCUAUUAAAAACUUACUCUAGAUUUAUUUAUUUGUGUUUACAUGUUUGCAUUGGGAAUAAGAAGCGUAGAUGGGGGGAAAGAAUAUUAUUGGAUACAAAAUGUAUAUAAAUUUAGAACAAAAUGUAUCUAAAUUUUGAAUCAGUAGGGACAGCCCGUGGCUCACUCGGGAGAGUGUG